AUGAAACAAGCAAUCAUGACUCUCAAGUUUACAAGUUUCCUUAUUGCCUCAAUAAGCAUGUUGUUUAUAUAUCUCUCUGUAUGUCAAGUUGUUGAUGCAGCAACGUGUACCAAUAGUCAAGGAUGUGGCGUAAGGGCAUUCCUUGCAGAUCUUCAACAAGAGGUUUCUCAAUUAGAUUGUAUCAGCAGCAAGUUGAAUAAUAGCAUUGCAAUUUUGAUGUCUACAAAUUCCUCAGCAUUAAAUUCUCAGAUCAAGACCAGAGUCAAGCAAUUGAACAAGAUUGAGGCUGCUAAAAAGAUGUUGUCCUUAGAAAUAGCUCCAUUGAAUGAUCAAUGCAACAAACAAGACGGAGACAAUUGUGACUUGGCAUGUUUUGGACUCGCUCCUUCCAAAUAUCCUUCAACAGUUUGUUCUGGUCAUGGAGUAUGUUCUUCUCUUGAUGUCUGUUCAUGUUAUCCAGGAUGGUCAGGUAGUAAUUGUUCUCUCGCUUCAUGUAAUGGAAUUUUAGCAACCAAUACAAGCUCUGUUUGUAAUGGUCGUGGCACAUGUGUUUCCAACAAUACUUGUGUUUGUAAUAGUGGAGUGUAUGGUCCUUACUGUGAACCAAUCAUUAUUACUGGAGAUGAUACAACAGGCAGAAGAAUGGCCAAUGGUGUGGCCAAGGCAAGUUGUUUGGAAUUUUAUCAAGCUUAUCCAUAUGCAGAAUCUGGUUUUUACUACAUCAAGCCACAAACUACUGAAGUAUUAGUGUAUUGUAAUAUGACUAUGAGUGGUGGAGGUUUCACAUUUGUUCGUCGUGUUGCAGCUGCAGGUUGGUGGCCUUUGAAUGAUAAUUUUGGUGGAAGCGGUUCUGGAAUUUAUAAUCCAAGAUCAUUAUCAGCUGCUGGUGUUACAUUUGGUCUCGAUUAUUCCAACAUUCCUAGAACUCAAGUAUUAAUUACAACAGGUGAUGGUGUGCAUUGGAUUCUAGUUAAUUUGGAUCAACUCACUUCUGGAUAUGGUGGGAAUGAUUGUACAGCCACAAUUACUCUAUUAGCAAGUUCUAUCAGUCCAAAUACUCCUUAUUCUGUACAAGUUUGCAAGAGAGGAAACUUUAAUGAAGACCCAUGGUUGACAACUCAUAAUCAUUUUUACAUGACAACAGAUAGUGAAAGUCACAGUAUGUUGUGGGGUGAAUCAAGUAAUACCUAUUGGCCAUAUUGGAAGACUAGUCAUGGUGGUAUCAAUGUGUUUAUUAGAUAA
This is a messenger RNA of Naegleria gruberi, 1242 nucleotides long. RefSeq lists its product as uncharacterized. The coding region runs from base 1 to 1242 and encodes 413 amino acids. The record is from RefSeq and is a predicted model, not a curated record. The transcript has a single exon. Lineage: Eukaryota; Heterolobosea; Eutetramitea; Acrasida; Naegleriidae.